Messenger RNA from Ipomoea nil (Japanese morning glory), 1085 nucleotides. Its product is annotated as reticulon-like protein B12. Bases 252 to 881 code for a protein of 209 amino acids. The record is from RefSeq and is a predicted model, not a curated record. The transcript has 4 exons. Lineage: Eukaryota; Viridiplantae; Streptophyta; Magnoliopsida; Solanales; Convolvulaceae.
UUUCAAGCUUUUAGGCUGGAGGCUGAGACUCUGAGACCCACAAUUUUCCCCCCUUCUAACGUUCUUAGAUACCCACAGCUCACUUGUAUAGUUGUAUACGGUGGGUGGUACAUCAGCUUUGCCUGAAUCUUGCUUUUAUCAUUCACUGAAGAUGAUGGCAAAGCUGUGAGCUUUUUCCUCUGAUUGAAUCCAAAUCAUAAGGUCUUUGCUUUUGGAAAUCUUGGGUUUUUCUUGUUUCCAAAUUCCUGAGAAUGGGUUCAUCAGAUCGGCUGUUUAACAGACAGAGGAGUGUUCAUCAGAUCCUUGGAGGAGGUCUUGUUGCAGAUGUGAUACUGUGGAGGAUUAAAAAUGUGACAGUUGGGAUCCUAGUAAUUACAUUGUUUGCUUGGAUUGUGUUUGAGAGAUCAGGCUAUACUCUUUUAUCCUUAACCUCAAGUGUUUUGUUGCUCCUGCUUGGUAUUCUUUUUCUAUGGGCAAAAUCAGCUGCUCUUCUAAACAGACCUGCACCACCUUUACCGCAUUUGUAUCUCUCGGAAGAAAGAGUUAAUGAAGCAGCAGUAUUCAUCCGUGAUCACAUUAACACGUUGCUCUCUGCAUUUGAGGAUAUUGCAUUGGGUCGGGACACCGAGUUAUUUGUUAAAGUAGGUGCAGGUCUGUUGCUGGUUUCUGUCAUUGGCGGCCUCACGGAUUUUCUGACUUUGGGUUACACUGGCCUGUUGAUUGUUCUCACAGUACCUGUACUUUAUGAGAAGUAUGAAGAGCAUAUAGACAGAUAUGUGGUGAUGACAUACAGGAAAUUGCGGGAUUUGUAUUUAAGAUUUGAUGCAGAAUGUAUUUGCAAGACUCGGAACUGGAUUGCAGAGAAGAAGAAAUUAGACUGAUCUCUUCAGCUGUCUCUACUUGACAUCUUUUUUUCCUUUUUCUUUUCAAUUUUGAGGAGUUUUUUUCCCAUCCUCUUUCAUUUUGUUUCUUUGAUAUAUCCUUAGUGAGUAGAGGCAUGAUCAUCUGUCAAUUUGUACAAGUUUGUAGAUGUAUAAGGAUGUGUUUCAAAUGCACUGCACUGGCACCUGGAUUUUCAAGCAAAA